Toxorhynchites rutilus septentrionalis is the source of this 723-nucleotide messenger RNA. Its product is annotated as protein transport protein Sec24A-like. The transcript has 3 exons. The record is from RefSeq and is a predicted model, not a curated record. Gene Ontology annotation, cellular component: endoplasmic reticulum exit site; COPII vesicle coat. Gene Ontology annotation, biological process: COPII-coated vesicle cargo loading. Bases 32 to 364 code for a protein of 110 amino acids. NCBI's taxonomy places the organism in Eukaryota, Metazoa, Arthropoda, Insecta, Diptera, Culicidae. Gene Ontology annotation, molecular function: SNARE binding; zinc ion binding.
CCGCUUCUCAUUCAGGUUCGAUUCACGAUCUAUGUUUUUGCUGGACUGUGGCCCCGAGAUGUUCAUCUACGUUGGAUCGAAUGUGGCACCAGCGAUCUUGAGUGACGUUAUAGGAGUGAACUCCGUUCCGGAGAUUCCCGAUUUCUGCAUUGAUCUCCCAAGUCGGGAGACGGCCGCAAGCGAGGCACUGUUUGCAUUUAUCGACAGUAUCAACGAGGAGAAGCCGUACUCUACUUACAUACAGGUUAUCAGGGAUACGAGCCAAUUCCGGUCGUUGUUCGUGGAAAAGUUCGUCGACGAUAGGAAUCAGAGUUCGAUGUCCUAUUACGAAUUUUUACAGCACUUAAGGACCCAGGUAAAGUAAGCUAUGCUUGCCUAAGUGCUUACUAAGACGAGGACAUAGUGAAAUAUAGAGUUCAGCAUAGCGUCAGGAGCACACUAUAUAAUAAAGGCAUGAUCAAGCGGGAGAACGGGGAAAAAGUUAGUAAUAACCAUAUGAGGAAACAGGAUAAACAAUUGUAGUAAAUUAUGUAUAAUAAACAAUGUGAGACCCAUUUAAACCUUGCAAAUCGUUGGUUGAAAGUGUAAAAAAACAUAGAUAUAUAAUAUAAAAAAAUAUAUAUAAAUGCUAGACUACUUUAAACGAAAAAAACACUCACUUUUUGUAGACGACUGCAAACAUUCAAUUUCAUUGUAACAAAUAAACCGAAUUAGGACAACAGC